Messenger RNA from Procambarus clarkii (red swamp crayfish), 1281 nucleotides. Its product is annotated as U6 snRNA-associated Sm-like protein LSm6. Gene Ontology annotation, biological process: mRNA splicing, via spliceosome; maturation of SSU-rRNA. NCBI's taxonomy places the organism in Eukaryota, Metazoa, Arthropoda, Malacostraca, Decapoda, Cambaridae. The record is from RefSeq and is a predicted model, not a curated record. Gene Ontology annotation, cellular component: nucleolus; U4/U6 x U5 tri-snRNP complex; sno(s)RNA-containing ribonucleoprotein complex. Gene Ontology annotation, molecular function: RNA binding.
CUGUAUUGGGCUAGUUGGGUUAAGUUAGGUUGAGUUAGAUUGGGUUAAGAAGGUUUCAAAAAUCCGGUGGUGAAUGGUGUUGUUUACAACGCUUACACCUCCGUGGCUGUUGGAUACAACUAUUUUCUGUUUAAAGAAAAUUUUGCUGCUAGCCAUAAUGAGUCGUCGGCAGACCCCCAAUGAAUUUCUUCAGCAAAUUAUUGGCCGUCCUGUUGUAGUGAAGCUCAACUCUGGAGUUGAUUAUCGAGGUGUACUGGCAUGUCUGGAUGGCUACAUGAAUAUAGCACUGGAACAGAGUGAAGAAUACUUGAAUGGUCAACUGAAGAACAAGUAUGGUGAUGCAUUUAUUAGAGGCAAUAAUGUCCUUUAUAUCUCCACUCAGAAGAGAAGAGGCUGAUUAUUGGAGUAGAAUUUUCACAUUGCUUGUAAUGGACUUUGACAGGUACAAAAUGGUGUUUUAUUUGUAGCCACAAGUUUGAUGUUAAAUAAUGAAACAGGCUUACAGUAUCUCUUUCUGUAAGGGCAGUAAAAAAAUUUUUUGUAUCAAAGCAUUUUGUUCAGGAUUUAAUUUGUAUUUUGUCCAAAUAAACUUAAACGUUGUUUAGCUUAAAGCUACACUAAGCAUUAUUAUUUACUUUUGAUGACCUGAAAGGCUGCUAAUAUACUGGAGUAUGUACUCCUGGUAUUUUCCAACACACACACUGGUGAUGUUGUAUUAUACCUUGGCUAUAUUGUAUUAUUCCAUCAAGGAUCUGACAUUAUCAGCUCAGCCAUGUUCAGAGAUUUUUUGUCAUGGCUGCAGGACUUUGAUUAUAGAAUAAUGUAGCAUACUGUACAGUAUAUAUGUUACAGCAUUGUUGUUGAUGAAAAUCAAAAUACUUUUGAGUAUAUAUCAGAAUACUGUACAUGCAUUGCCAAAGAAGUCAUGCAUUUGUAUCUGAGUUACUUACAUUAUGCAAAAGCAUUUAUUUUUGUUUGAAAUAAAAAUGAUCAUUGUAAUAUUACAAUAAUACCAGACUGUCAUACAUAUUUGGUUAUAAUGAUUGAGAAUAGAGCAGUGGUUCUGUACAUCUUUAUUUAUAUGGAAACCUUAAAAUGUAAUAGUUGUGAGAAAGUAAGUAUUGUAAUACUGUAUUUACAAUAAUCCCCAACUCGGCUACUUGUUUAUUGUAACAUUUGAGAUACAAGUGGUUACAAAAUGAUUUUGUAAUUAAAAGCUAUAAUGGAUAAAAACUGAAUCACUUGCUCACCUUAAUUUGUUUGAAAUAAACUGCUGCAUUA